AUGGCUACAGCUUCUCAAAAAGCAAAAAUAAGGCUUGAAAACCUGUCACAGCACCUGACUAGUUCCCCGGCAGCGAAUCCAAAGUUCGAGCUUGAAGACCAUCCGAUUGAUUCGGUGCCAGUAUUGCGGGUAGCUGUGAUUGGGGCUGGUAUUUCUGGAAUAACGGGAGGCAUACUCCUCCCAGCUAAAGUUCCAGGGAUAGAUUUGACGAUUUAUGAGAAAAACAGUGACGUCGGCGGAACAUGGCUUGAGAAUAUAUACCCUGGUGUCCGAUGCGAUGUGCCAGCAAACGUAUAUCAAAGUACUUUUGCUCCGAAUAGCCAGUGGACAGAAGAAUUCGCUCAGGGCCACGAAAUUCGAGCAUACUGGCAGAGUGUCGCAGCAAAAUACGACGUCUACCGAUAUAUCAAAUUCAGCAAUAAUAUCCAGCACGCUCAAUGGAAUCCGGAAGAAGCGAAGUGGCUAUUGAAAGUCAAGGAUCUAAGAAGUCAGGAAACUGUUACAGAGAAGUUCGACAUCCUUAUCACUGCAAUUGGUCGCUUUAAUGCCUGGAAAUUGCCUGACUACCCUGGGAUUAAUGAGUACCAAGGCCAUCUAAGGCAUUCUUCAAACUGGGAUCCAAAAUUUGAUCCGACUGGCAAGUCCGUAGCCGUUAUAGGAAAUGGAGCAAGUGGCAUUCAAGUUGUCCCAGAGCUGCAGAAAGUCGUCAAGCAUCUCGAUCACUACGCGCGGUCACGGACUUGGAUUGCAGGAUCUUUUGGCGGACAUGACCGAAAGGCAGAGCCAAUGUAUUUCAGUCCAGAUCAGCUGAAGGAGUUCGAAGACCCAGAGAAAUAUUUGGCUUACCGAAAAUCGCUCGAGGAUGCUUACUGGCGGCGCUUUGCAGGAUUGUUCAAAAACUCAAAGGAGAAUCUAACAGCAAAGGGAGAUUUUAAACUGAUAAUGGCAAAGCGAUUAGAGAAUAACCCAGAGCUGCUUGACGCUCUUGUCCCGGACUUCUCGCCUCAUUGUCGCAGACUGACGCCUGGACCCGGUUACCUUGAAGCGUUGGGCAAGGAGAAUGUCACCUUUAUCCAGACGCCCAUUAAGCGGUUUACAAAAGACGGUAUUGAGACCACAGAUGGAGUUCAUCGCCCCGUGGAUGCCGUAAUCUGCUCGACUGGUGCCAAUAUUGAUUAUGCCACGCCAUUCCCUAUCGUAUCUGAUGGGGUAGAUCUGAGCUCCGCAUGGAAGCCCGAGGGCAAGUAUGGCUUUCCGUUUUCAUAUCUUGGAGUUGCCACUCCGGGAUUUCCAAAUCUGUUUUUCAUCCACGGUCCCAAUGCCGCUGGGCACUCCGGAACUCUUCCACACAGUGUGGAAACUCAAGUCACUUACAUUGCACGCGUCUUGCGUAAGGUUAGCACCGAAGGAAUCCGGACAAUUGUACCAUCAAAGGCUGCGGCAGAUGAUUUUGUCGAGUUCAGCGACGCGUUCUUUCCCAAGACAGUGCUCAGUGAAGGAUGCAGUUCUUGGACCAAUGGGGGUCGGCCAGGUGGACGCAUCCAUGGCCACUGGCCAGGAAGUGCGGCACAUGCCAACUUUGUACGCCGCUCCCCGCGGUGGGAAGAUUUCGAGUACGAGUUGCGAUCAGAAAAUAAAUCUAAAAACCGUUUUGCGUAUUGGGGGAAUGGCUGGACCAAAAAGGAGCUGGUCCCUGGUUCUGAUUUAACUCCAUAUUUAAAGCCGCCAGAGAAGGUGGACUUGAGAGAGUGGCACGAGAGCUGGUGGGAUUUGUAG
Molecule: messenger RNA, 1776 nt
Organism: Pseudogymnoascus verrucosus
Lineage: Eukaryota; Fungi; Ascomycota; Leotiomycetes; Thelebolales; Thelebolaceae
Exons: 5
Coding region: 1-1776 (591 amino acids)
Molecular function (GO): N,N-dimethylaniline monooxygenase activity; flavin adenine dinucleotide binding; NADP binding
Source: RefSeq, a predicted model, not a curated record